AUGCCGCUGCAGGGGAAGGGCCUGGCGGGGAAUCCCCAGCGCGCCUCCAUCUGCAAGAUGGCACCCCCAGUGACCACGCACUCCAUCGAGGCCGGGUCCGGGGCAGCAGGGGCAGGGGUCACCGGGCGGGUGCCUGUCGGGGGUGGCGUGCGCAGGGCGGAGGUUCGAGGGAGCGCGGGGCAGAAGGUCACCUCGCCCGUACCUUCCAAGUUCGCCUCUGGCAGCGAGUCGUCCUCCACCCCGGGAAAUGGGGCCACGCCCGAGGAGUGCCCGGCGCUCGCCGACAGCCCGACCACGCUCACCGAGGCCCUGCAGAUGAUCCACCCCUUUCCCGCGGACUCCUGGAGAAACCUCAUCGAACAAAUAGGACUCCUGUAUCAGGAAUACCGAGACAAGUCAACACUCCAGGAAAUUGAGACCAGGAGACAGCAGGAUGCGGAGAUUCAAACCAAUGCCCACGUCUCCCCGGCCAGCGAGGAGACUGCAGGGGAGGAGGAGGACGAGGAGGAGGAGGAGGACGAGCCGGCCAGCCCACCAGAGAGGAAGGCUCUGCCCCAGAUCUGCCUGCUCAGUAACCCCCACUCCAGAUUUAACCUCUGGCAGGAUCUUCCUGAGAUUCAGAGCAGCGGGGUGCUAGAAAUCCUCCAGCCCGAAGAGAUCAAACUGCAGGAGGCCAUGUUCGAGCUGGUCGCGUCCGAGGCCUCCUACUACAAAAGCCUGAACCUGCUCGUGUCUCACUUCGUGGAGAAUGAGCGUCUGAAGAAGACCCUGCACCCCUCCGAGGCACACAUCCUCUUCUCCAAUGUCCUGGACGUCAUGGCCGUCAGCGAGCGGUUCCUCCUGGAGCUGGAGCGCCGGAUGGAGGAGAGCAUCGUCAUCUCGGAUGUGUGUGACAUCGUGUACCAUUACGCCGCCAACCACUUCUCGGUCUACAUCACCUACGUCAGCAACCAGACCUACCAGGAGAGGGCCUACAAACAGCUGCUCCAGGAGAAGGCGGCCUUCCGGGAGCUGAUCGCGCAGCUGGAGCUGGACCCCAAGUGCAGGGGGCUACCCCUGUCCUCCUUCCUCAUCCUGCCCUUCCAGAGGAUCACGCGCCUCAAGCUGUUGGUCCAGAACAUCCUGAAGAGAGUGGAGGAGCGAUCCGAGCGCGAGUGCAACGCCUUGGACGCCCACAAAGAGCUGGAGAUGGUGGUAAAAGCAUGCAACGAGGGUGUCAGGAAAAUGAGCCGCACGGAGCAGAUGAUCAGCAUUCAGAAGAAGAUGGAGUUUAAGAUCAAGUCGGUGCCCAUCAUCUCCCACUCCCGCUGGCUGCUGAAGCAGGGCGAGCUGCAGCAGAUGUCAGGCCCCAAGACGUCCCGAACGCUGCGGACCAAGAAACUCUUUCGAGAAAUUUACCUCUUCCUCUUCAACGACCUGCUGGUGAUCUGCCGACAGAUUCCUGGAGACAAGUACCAAGUGUUCGACUCCGCCCCGAGAGGCCUCCUCCGCGUGGAGGAGCUGGAGGACCAGGGCCAGACGCUGGCCAACGUGUUCAUCCUGCGGCUGCUGGAGAACGCGGACGACCGGGAGGCCACCUACAUGCUGAAGGCGUCCUCACAGAGUGAGAUGAAGCGUUGGAUGACCUCACUGGCCCCCAAUCGAAGAACCAAGUUUGUUUCCUUCACUUCUCGGCUGCUGGACUGCCCCCAGGUCCAGUGUGUGCACCCGUACGUGGCCCAGCAGCCAGAUGAGCUGACCCUGGAGUUGGCCGACAUCCUGAACAUCCUGGAGAAGACUGAAGACGGCUGGAUCUUCGGCGAGCGGCUGCAUGACCAGGAGAGAGGCUGGUUCCCCAGCUCCACAACCGAGGAGAUCCUGAAUCCCAAGAUCCGGGCCCAGAACCUCAAAGAAUGUUUCCGCGUCCACAAGCUGGACGACCCUCAGCGCAGCCAGAACAAGGACCGCAGGAAGCUGGGCAGCCGAAAUCGGCAGUGACACCGGCCCGGUCGCCAGCCUGGGGGAAGGACGCGGGGCAGGCCAGCGCGGCGCCAGGGGGCAGGCCGCCCCCGGGGGACGGCACACACCUCGCGCGGGAGCCCCCCACCCCUCUCCCUGCCGCGUGCUGAGCCCCCUCGCUUGCAAACUGGAGAAGGGGUACCCCCGUCUUUCCUCUGCUGCGGUUGUGAACGAGAAAGUGUAUUUUCAACAGUAUUAUGCCACCUGUCCCUCUUGUCUCUCAGAGGGGCUGGAGGUGGAUCGGCAGGAUCCUUCCGUCCCUGGAAGACGCCGAGGGCAGGGGGGGAAGGACUGCCGUGACCCCCUGCACGUCCUUCUCUACCCUGGAAGCCAUUUGAGUCCUUGCGUGCAGACGGGCCGCCCUUGCCUGAGCUUGAUGAGCAGCCCUUGGUCUCCAACUCACAGGACCGAGAGACCACAUGCCUCUGUCCUCCCCUCCCCGAGCCUCCGCCAGCCUCUGGCUGCACGGCCAGGACCCUGCUUCACAGCAGGCCUACCAGAGCUUGGCCGAGGGCCCAUGCCACCUCUGGCUCCCUGACAAGCUGGAUGUAACUUGUGUCUUCUGGCCCCUUCAGGAGCCCAGGUGUUGUAAGGAAUGAAUUGGUCACUGCAUCCUGUAUUGGUUUUGGUUCCAAGAAAAGCAAAUAUCAUUUUUGGCUGCAUUAAAAGAAGCAUCAUGUAUAAAACAAAGGA
This is a messenger RNA of Suricata suricatta (meerkat), 2691 nucleotides long. RefSeq names its product ephexin-1-like. Bases 1 to 1977 code for a protein of 658 amino acids. The transcript is spliced from 14 exons. Gene Ontology annotation, biological process: activation of GTPase activity. NCBI's taxonomy places the organism in Eukaryota, Metazoa, Chordata, Mammalia, Carnivora, Herpestidae. The record is from RefSeq and is a predicted model, not a curated record. Gene Ontology annotation, molecular function: guanyl-nucleotide exchange factor activity; protein binding.